ACGCACCACGACAACCAGAGUCAACUGCUUUGCGAAUUGCUGCCAAGGUUCCGCAACUCUGUUUCUGGCACCGACCGUCAUUACGGGAGAAUUUUUCUUAUCAUUUCUUCUUCUGAGCUUCAUUUGAUUCGCAUCGAUUCAACCACCUUGCGGUCGAUAGCUCACCAUGGCGCUUCGCACGAUUAAACUCGAUAUUAAUUACGAGGGCCAGCAGAAGGCUUUCGAGGCGUUCUUCAAAACCUUCAAGGCAACCCCCGAGCAGGCACUGACCAGCGCAAUUGGCAGCAUUUCCAUUGACGAAGACGGCCUGAGCGAUGAAUAUGACUUCAUGGACGAGGAUGACGAGACGGGCGAGCGCCGCCGUCAGGCAAAGCAGCAAGGACCCCAAUACAAGUACAAGCAAAAGCUCCAAGAUCUCGCCGAUCGCAAAACCGACGAAAUCACUGUCGACCUAGACGAUGUCGCUGCCUGGGAAGAGCAAGUCGGCGACGAAGGUCUACACCUUCUGGACUCAGUCAUGCUAAACACCAAGCACUACGUUGAUGUCGUCUCCAAGGCUGUCGAUAACGCCAUGCCUGCGCCUAGCUCCGAUGUCAGCUUCAAAGACGACGUUCUCGAUGUUCUGAUGGCUCGUAGACAAGCCCGCAACCAGGAGCUGGAAGCAGCCGCCGAGAGAGAUCCCACGCUUGCCGACGACCAGUUCCCUGCCGAACUUACGCGCCGAUACACACUCUCCUUCAAGCCACCAACCAACACAGAAAACAGUGCUUCAAAGCCGAUGGCUGUUCGCCACGUCCGUGGCGAGAACCUCGGCCACCUUAUUACUGUUCGCUCCAUCGUCACUCGUGUUUCUGAUGUCAAGCCCAUCGUCCAAGUCAGCGCAUACACUUGCGACCGCUGCGGUUGUGAAAUCUUCCAGCCCGUCACUGACAAGCAGUAUGGUCCAUUGACGAUGUGUCCCUCCGAGGACUGCAAGCAGAAUCAGUCCAAGGGACAGCUCAACCCCUCCACCAGAGCAUCCAAGUUCCUCCCUUUCCAAGAGGUCAAGGUCCAGGAAAUGGCUGAGCAGGUCCCUAUUGGUCAGAUCCCUCGCUCACUGACCGUUCUAUGCCACGGCAGUCUCGUCCGCCAGGUCAACCCUGGUGACGUUGUCGAUAUCUCGGGUGUUUUCCUACCCACACCGUACACUGGCUUUCAGGCUAUGAAGGCUGGGCUCCUCACGGAUACGUACUUGGAGGCACACUACAUUCGCCAGCACAAGAAGGCUUACAGCGAGAUGAUUAUCGAUCCUCUUCUCGUUCGCCGUAUUGAUAAAUACAGACAGAGCGGACAGGUAUACGAGCUGUUGGCCAAGUCUAUUGCCCCCGAAAUCUUCGGCCACCUGGAUGUCAAGAAGGCCCUCCUGCUCCUCCUUAUUGGUGGUGUUACCAAGGAGAUGGGUGACGGUAUGAAGAUCCGUGGUGAUAUCAACAUUUGCAUGAUGGGUGACCCUGGUGUUGCCAAGUCGCAGUUGCUCAAGUAUAUUUCCAAGGUCGCCCCUCGUGGUGUCUACACCUCUGGCCGAGGUAGCAGUGGUGUCGGUUUGACCGCCGCCGUCAUGCGUGACCCUGUGACCGAUGAGAUGGUUCUCGAAGGUGGUGCACUGGUCCUUGCUGAUAACGGUAUCUGCUGUAUCGAUGAAUUUGACAAGAUGGACGACAACGAUCGUACUGCCAUUCACGAAGUCAUGGAACAGCAAACCAUUUCCAUCUCCAAGGCUGGCAUUUCCACCACUCUCAACGCCAGAACGUCCAUCCUUGCUGCUGCUAACCCUGUCUACGGUCGCUACAACCCUCGUCUCUCUCCCGUAGAGAACAUCAACCUACCCGCAGCCCUGCUCUCUCGUUUCGAUAUCAUGUUCUUGUUGCUCGACACACCGUCUCGCGACUCGGAUGAGCAGCUCGCCAAGCACGUUGCUUACGUCCACAUGCACAACCGCCACCCAGACAUUGGCACAGACAACGUUGUCUUCAGCCCCCACGAGGUUCGCUCGUACGUUGCUCAAGCUAGAACAUUCCGCCCCGUUGUUCCUGAGUCUGUUUCCGAAUACAUGAUUCGAACAUACGUGCGUCUUCGAGACCAGCAGCAGCGCGCCGAAAAGAAGGGCAAGCAGUUCACUCACACAACGCCUCGUACUCUUCUUGGUGUUGUUCGUCUGGCACAGGCUUUGGCCCGUCUCCGCUUCAGCAAUGAGGUUACGCAAGACGAUGUUGACGAGGCUCUCCGCCUGAUCGAGGCCAGCAAGGAGAGCUUGAACUACGAGGUUGGAAACGGUCGCCGUGGCCUCAACCCCAGCAGCAAGAUCUACAACAUGGUCAAGGCCCUGGCUGAUUCCGGUGCUUGCCGUGCUGACGACGUCGAAGACGACGAACUUGGCAUUGAGCUCAACAUGAGAAAGGUCAGGGAGAGAGUUCUUGCCAAGGGUUUCACAGAAGACCAGUGGCUUAACGCAUUGGACGAGUACACCACUCUUGACGUGUGGCAAACUGCUGGCAAUGGUACCAGACUGGUCUUUGUUACUGCUGGUAACGAGGAGGGCAUGGAUGAUUAGAAAAAAUAAACUUCAUCGCAUGAUUCGCAUUGCUUAGGGAGGGGCUGUGGCGUUUUUGGACAUGAUUGAACUCUGGGAUCGGGAAUGAUUGUUGUAACACUUUGCUGGUCUUAUCUAUGUUUCUCUUUUCUUUUUUCUUUUUUCUAUGUUUCUGCUAAUACAACAUUGAAUGAAUAAUGUCAUUUCUUCAUCACACAUCUCCAAGUAGAAAGGGAACAAUCUUUGUAAGGGAAAAAAGCGAUUGUAUUCCGAGUUCAGAUAAUGUUACGGGGAUAUAAUACAGGUUUCUUUUAGGGCUACAAGAUAGUGAAGCCACCUAGUUUUUACAUGUGCAUUGUCCUCAAUGCAGCUCUCUCCAGCUCGCCGACAUUACCGUGUCCAGCGAGACUCCAUUUCUCCUUGACCAAGUUUGACGUAAUAGCGCUACGAAGGAGGCCGCUGGCACCCCAGUACUCCAUCAAUGUUGUGGUCUCGGGGACAGACAUGCCCUCAAUACGCAUAACAUGGACGUUCUUGAGCGACUCAUACACACGUUCGUCGUAUUUGCGCUCGUAUGGGUCGGGUGUCGGGAUUUCAUCCUUCUUGCCAGCUUGUCCGGCUUCCAGUUGAGCAAGGACGAGCUCUUGGGAAGGGUGGCGGUGGUUGUUGUUACCAGAGGUGGCCGCGAUGAUAGCACCACCAUUGGGAAGCUUGGUUUUGCCAGCGAGGGCAUCAACGAACAUGCGGACAACGACAAGGUCGUGGGCGUGAACAGGCUCGAACUCGGGGCUGCGGUAGUCGCUCAUCAUGUUGAUGUGUGAAACACCGUCGAGGCAGAACAAGACGGGUGGGCGACCGGGAAGAGUCAAUUCCUUCCAGAGGGCUUGAAGAGAUGGCCAAGCGGCAUCACCUUCCUUGGCGUUGACAAUGAGAUCUGCCAAACUAGCACCCUCCUUCAGAUUUCCAACAAAUGAGGACUUUUCCUGAACUGGCAGGCUAGAAAGGACCUUCUUGUUGGCCUUGAGGAUGUUCUGGAGCAGCUUGAUAAUAUAUACAGGCUGAGAGUAUUGCAUCGGCUGUGAGUCGGGGAUCGGGCUGUAUUCGGUGUUGCCGUUGGUGAGAUCCUGGCCUAUAUAUAUCUGUUAGUUUGCUUUGCUACAGUCAACAUGGGUUGGGAUCGUAUACGCACCCUCAGGUAUGCUGACGACGACCCAUUCGUUCAGGAGCGCAUGGCUCAUUGCCUGCAGCAUGGCAAGACUCUUGCCUGAUAGACGACUGCCAGUCAAUACAAUCUUGGCGGCCUUCUUGGAGGCUUUGGAGUCCUCUAAUUGUUGAAUAAGCUUCGCUGUCUCUUCGCGAACAAGAACAUGGGGGGCGCGGAAUAGAUUCCAGGCCUGUGUAGUCUUGAACGCCUCCAAGGCUCGCAAUUGGUCCACCACAGCAUCAGAAAGUCCAAACACUUUGCCAAUGUUCUCCUUUUGUGACAUUGUCGUGCUUUCCAGCUUCUCGAGACCCUCGACAGGCAACGCGCUAUUGUUGCUCAGCUGGAUUCUCUUGCGGAAGGCCUUGCGCUCUCCGGGGUUGGGCUUUUUCACCGGGGCAGCGGUAGCCUUCUUCUUGUAGUUCUUCUUGACCUUUCUCGGAAGAUCUCUUCGGCUCUUGACUGAUGGAGCAGCGGAGGCGGCGGCGGCUCGAGUGGUUGAGAAGGGGGCGGCGGCGACAAAGAUGGGCUGGAUGCGCGGCGCCAUGGGAAUCGUCGGGCGUAGGAGCACCCUUAGAGAAUUGACGGUGGCCAUUAUAAUAGUCGACACAAUUGAUGUGUCUGAUUAGCCGCAGGGAAUUGGAUUGGGUGG
This is a messenger RNA of [Torrubiella] hemipterigena, 4422 nucleotides long. The record is from the annotation of a GenBank genome assembly. NCBI's taxonomy places the organism in Eukaryota, Fungi, Ascomycota, Sordariomycetes, Hypocreales, Clavicipitaceae.